Penicillium manginii is the source of this 4578-nucleotide messenger RNA. RefSeq lists its product as uncharacterized. The record is from RefSeq and is a predicted model, not a curated record. The coding region runs from base 1 to 4578 and encodes 1525 amino acids. NCBI's taxonomy places the organism in Eukaryota, Fungi, Ascomycota, Eurotiomycetes, Eurotiales, Aspergillaceae. Gene Ontology annotation, biological process: transmembrane transport. The transcript is spliced from 8 exons. Gene Ontology annotation, cellular component: membrane. Gene Ontology annotation, molecular function: ABC-type transporter activity; ATP binding; ATP hydrolysis activity.
AUGUCAGGGCAGAACGACGACUAUGAGAUCGCCGAGACGAAUGCUUCCUUCAAUGGAACAGAUCACGUUUCGCGAUCGAGCUCCGAAGCCCUGCCCGAGGAGCAGAGAGUAUUCGAGCAUAUCCCACCUGAAGAUCGCGAAGAGCUUUCUCGAAUUGCCUCCAACUUUCCUCGACACCGAGCUACCGAUUCCGGGGUCGGGAGUAUGGGCGGAAUCGAACGCAAGGACACACUGGAAGAUGUUGAACUAGGUGAUCCUGUCCUGGACCCGACCAGCGGUCAAUUCAACCACUACAAAUGGGCCCGCAUGGUGCUCAAAAUGAUGGAUAAGCAAGGAGUAUCUAUGCGGAAAUCCACAGGAGUCGUCUUUCAAAAUCUCAACAUAUCCGGCUCCGGUGCUGCCCUCCAGUACCAGAAUAAUGUUGGCUCUGUCCCCCUAGCUCCGUUCCGACCCCAGGAAUACAUCUCCUUAGGGAAAUGUGUACCUCAGAAGCAGAUUCUACGAAACUUCGAUGGUGUUCUUCAAAGCGGCGAGCUUCUGAUUGUCCUUGGACGUCCUGGUAGCGGGUGCUCGACCUUUCUCAAGUCUUUGUCCGGGCAAUUGCACGGGUUGAAAGUUGGGGAAAGUUCCGAUGUCCAGUACAACGGCAUUCCCAUGGAGACGAUGCAUAAGGAGUUUAAAGGUGAAGUUCUUUACAACCAAGAGGUCGAUCGCCAUUUCCCUCAUCUUACUGUCGGACAAACUCUCGAAUUUGCUGCCGCUGCCAGGACACCCGAGCACCGGCUUCAAGGAAUCAGCCGCGCAGCUUAUGCCAAGCAUAUUACUCAGGUAGCCAUGGCCGUGUUGGGACUGAGCCAUACUUAUAAUACCAAAGGUGAGAUGAACUUCUCAAUGUCUACGAUUCUUUCGCUCAUAAUUAUUCCAGUUGGUGAUGACUACAUUCGAGGUGUUUCGGGAGGCGAACGAAAGCGAGUCAGUAUUGCCGAAAUGGCUUUGGCGGGAGCUCCUGUUGGUGCGUGGGAUAAUAGUACACGAGGGUUGGAUUCAGCCAGCGCAUUGGAAUUCGCCAAAUCUCUACGGGUUUCUGCAAACCUCACCGGGAGUUGCCACGCUGUUGCAAUUUACCAGGCAUCUCAAGCGAUCUACGAUGUUUUCAACAAGGUGAUUGUGCUUUAUGAAGGUCGACAGAUCUUUUUCGGGCCAUGUAAUAAAGCCAAAGAGUACUUCGUCGAGAUGGGAUGGGACUGCCCUCCUCGUCAAACAGUCGGAGAUUUUUUGACAUCGGUGACAAAUCCACAAGAACGAAAAGCUCGCGAAGGGAUGGAAAAUCAAGUUCCACGUACCCCCGACGAUUUUGAACAAUAUUGGAAGAAAAGCCCUCACUAUCAACGGCUCAAGAAAGAGAUUUUAGAGUAUUGCGAAGAGUAUCCUGUUGGCGGAGAAGCUGAAAAGGACUUUGGUGCCACAAAAAGAUUACGACAAGCAAAGCAUGUGCGACCAAAAAGCCCAUAUGUUAUCUCUAUACCCAUGCAGGUCAAACUCUGCGUGAAACGAGCUUAUCAACGCAUCUGGAAUGACAAGCCGUCUACGUUGACCACCGUCAUUGGGCGGAUCUGCAUGUCUCUCAUUAUCGGUUCGAUUUACUUCGGAACCCCAAACGCAACUGCAGGAUUUCAAAGCAAAGGAGCUGCGCUUUUCUUCGCCGUCCUCAUGAACGCCUUGAUCAGUAUCACUGAGAUCAACUCGCUCUAUGAUCAACGCCCUAUCAUCGAGAAGCAAGCUUCUUAUGCUUUUGUUCAUCCUUUUACUGAAGCUCUCGGAGGAAUAGUGGCAGAUAUGCCUGUUAAGUUUGUGUCUGCCAUUGUGUUCAACAUCAUCUUCUAUUUCUUGGCCGGCUUGCGAUAUGAGCCCUCCCAGUUCUUUAUCUUCUUCCUGUUCACCUUCCUCAGCACCCUUGCGAUGUCCGGUAUUUUCCGCACCCUCGCCGCCUCAACAAAAACCCUGGCCCAGGCAAUGUCUAUGGCAGGAGUAAUUGUUCUUGCAAUCGUGAUUUACACAGGUUUUGUUAUCACAGCACCCGAGAUGGCGAAAGUUCCUUGGUUUAGCUGGAUCCGUUGGAUCAAUCCGGUAUUUUACACCUUCGAGGCCCUGGUAGCAAAUGAAUUUCACGGUCGUGAAUUCGAGUGCUCACAGUUCAUCCCUGGGUAUCCAAGCUUGUCUGGAGAUUCUUUCAUUUGUUCCGUUCGUGGCGCUGUUGCCGGAGAAAGAACUGUCUCUGGAGACGCUUAUAUUCAAACUCAAUAUUCCUACUCAUACGCACAUGAGUGGAGAAAUCUGGGUAUUCUUAUCGGUUUUUGGAUAUUCUUCAUUUCGUUGUAUCUUAUCGCCUCCGAACUCAACUCCUCGACAUCCUCGACAGCCGAAUUCCUUGUCUUCCGUCGUGGCCAUGUCCCGGCCCAUCUACGCAAUUUGGAAAAGGGCCAGGGUGAUACCGGUGCAGGGGAGGCAGCUCCAAAGCCCAAAGAGAAAGAGAGGGAUACUUCUGCUAUUCCAUCACAGCAUGACAUCUUCACGUGGAGGAACGUAUGCUAUGAUAUACCAGUGAAAGGUGGCGAGCGCCGACUUCUCGACAAUGUCUCCGGUUGGGUAAAGCCUGGGACACUCACAGCGUUGAUGGGCGUUUCCGGUGCUGGAAAGACCACACUGCUUGACGUUCUAGCUAAGCGUGUCUCCAUUGGGGUUGUUACUGGCGAUAUGCUUGUGAACGGUAAACCUCUAGACUCUAGUUUUCAGAGAAAGACAGGCUACGUCCAGCAACAAGACCUCCAUCUACCCACUACAACAGUACGGGAGGCCUUGAGAUUCAGUGCAGUUCUGCGUCAGCCCAAGGCAGUACCGAGGAAAGAAAAGUAUCACUACGUUGAGGAUGUUAUUGAGAUGCUUGGCAUGCAGGACUUUGCCGAUGCAAUCGUGGGCACUCCUGGCGAGGGAUUGAACGUGGAACAGAGGAAGCUCCUUACUAUCGGUGUUGAACUAGCAGCGAAACCUGCGCUGUUGAUAUUCCUAGACGAACCUACUAGUGGCCUUGAUUCACAAAGUUCAUGGGCAAUCUGCUCCUUCCUGCGGAAGCUCGCAGAGCACGGUCAAGCUGUUCUUUCAACGAUCCAUCAACCCAGCGCUCUUCUCUUCCAACAAUUCGACCGACUAUUAUUUCUGGCAAAGGGAGGAAGGACCGUUUAUUUUGGCGAAAUUGGUGACCAAUCCCGAACUCUUUUGGACUAUUUUGAGAGCAACGGGGCAAGAGCUUGUGAUUCGUCGGAGAAUCCUGCGGAAUAUAUGCUAGAAAUUAUCGGUGCCGGUGCUUCAGGAAAGGCCACCAAGGAUUGGGCUCUAGUUUGGAAUGAAAGCCAGCAAGCCAAGGGUAUUCAAACUGAGAUAGAUCGCAUUCAUGAUGAGCGUGCAUCUGCUGCGAGAAACACGCCAGAGGAGAACCAAGUCGGUGAGUAUGCGAUGCCAUUUACAUCCCAACUCUGGUAUGUGACGCAUCGGUCGUUCCAGGGAUUCUGGCGCGAGCCAUCUUACGUAUGGGCGAAAAUCAUGCUGGCCACUAUGUCCUCUCUCUUCAUUGGAUUCACAUUCUUCAAGCCGGAUAGCUCGCUGCAAGGCUUUCAAGAUGUUAUUUUCAGUGCAUUCAUGCUGACUUCUAUAUUCUCAACUUUGGUUCAACAAAUCAUGCCCAAAUUCGUUGUCCAGCGAUCACUCUACGAAGUUCGCGAAAGGCCUUCAAAAGCAUAUUCUUGGGCCGCCUUUCUCAUUGCCAAUGUCAUUGUUGAGAUCCCAUAUCAAAUUUUCGUUGGUGUGAUUGCCUGGGCCUGCUACUAUUUUCCUAUCUAUGGAGCAAAUCAAGCCCCACAUCGGCAGGGCCUCAUGCUUCUCUUCGUGGUACAAUUCUACAUGUUCACAUCGACUUUUGCUUCAUUUGUGAUCUCAGCACUACCAGACGCCGAAACAGGUGGAACAAUCGCUACGCUUAUGUUCAUCAUGACUCUCACAUUCAACGGUGUCAUGCAACCACCAAGCGCGCUACCUGGUUUCUGGAUUUUCAUGUACCGAGUUUCCCCUCUAACCUACCUAAUCGCCGGUCUCACUUCGACUGGUUUGCACGGUCGGCAGAUCCAUUGCUCGGAUGCUGAGCUGAGCGUCUUCAAUCCACCCACUGGUUUGAGUUGUGGUGAAUACUUGAACCAGUAUGUCACUGCUGCCGGUGGACAGCUUUACAACCCGGAAGCCACGACUAGCUGUCAGUAUUGUCAGCUAUCAAAUGCCGAUCAAUACUUGGCAGCUAGCAAUAUUUUCUACAGCGAACGCUGGCGCAACUUCGGUAUCGGCUGGGCUUACAUCGGCUUCAAUAUCUUUGGUACUGUCAUGAUGUACUACAUGUUCCGCGUCAAGCACUACAAUCCCACGUCUUUGGUUCGGGGAGUUUGCCGGAGUGCUUCCUUCUUAUGCCGCGUGUUCAAGCGGCGGUCUGGAGAGACCCCUAAAGGGAAAGAGGCAGAGAAUGGCCGACUCGUUUAG